AUGAGCAACGAAUGCACUUUUGAUCUUGAGGACUAUGAAAUGGAAUUCAGGAAUGAGGAUGAUGGGGAAGAUACUGCUUCAUUAAUUAAACCGGAGGUCAAGUAGAAAACUGAUGCUAAGCUUAAGUAGACAUCGCAAGGCGGGCAGAAAAAGAAAGGAUCUGAGGAAGAUUAGCAUUCAUUAGUAGAUUGGAUGCUAAAGUUGUUUAGGACUUUUGAUUAGUCAUAUCUUUAGGUAAUGACUGUGUCUUACUUUAUAUAAGGCUUCAAGAUAUUUAUUGAUCUUUCAGUGAUGGAUCUUUUCAAACAGUAUUUGAAAAUAGAACCUGCUGAGUCACAGAUUCUUACUUCAAUUAUUUACCUUCCUUGGAGUUUAAAAGUUGUAUAUGGGCUAAUUGCGGAUAAUAUACCUGUUUUUGGAUCGAAACGAAGAAGUUAUAUAGCAAUGAAUGGCUUCUUGGAAUUUAUUUUUCUUCUCCCUCUAGUUUCUAAUCUCGCGAAUGAUAAAUAUACUAUAACUAUUUGCUUGACACUAUACGCGAUUAAUGUAGCUUUUAAUGAUUCAAUCAUUGAUGCUCUAAUGGUUAUGCAAGCAAGACGAGAUCCAAUUCAUGGCUCUGAGGAUUUGAAUAGUUAUACUUGGAUAUGGCUUGCCAUUGGUGGAAUGGUUGGGUCUCUUAGCGCAGGCUACCUAACUGAAUAUCUUGAUCCUCAUCGUAGCUUCUUACUUUGUGGUUUACUUGGAUUGCUCAUAUCAUUCCUAGGCUUAAGGUUAAAUAAAGAAAUAGAUUAAGACCCGCUAAGUUCAAAAAAGUUCUCCAAAAAAGAGUUCAGGAAAAAUAUGAAAAGUAUUAAAAAAGCCUUAUAAUCCCCUUAGGUGUUUAACACUCUCGUUUACAUUAUGCUUACUGGAGUACUAGUACCCAAAUAUAACGAUGUUAGUUACUAUUUCUAGUUAACAGCUCUUAACUUUAGCAAAAUGACAUAUAGUAUGCUAACUUUUGUUUCAUAUGUCUCAAUGCUUUUGGGUACAAUGAUCUACAAUAGAUAUUUCCAAGAAUGGGAAUUUAGAAACUUGUUCUAGCUAUGCUAAUUAGGCUUCCUAUUUUGUUCUCUUUGCAAGCUUACGUUAAUAAUGAGACUCAAUUUGGGCAUAAUAGAUGAUCUAGCAUUUGUGUUCUUCACUAAUAUUAUUUAAGAUACAAUGAAUCUAGCUUUGAAUUUCCUUCCUUCAGUGGUUUUAUUCACUAAAAUUACUCCAUUCAAUAUUGAAGCUACUUUAUUUGCUACCCUUUCUGGAAUUCAAAGUUUUGCUUAGAAUGUAGGAGGACCUCUUUUUGGAUCAAUACUUUGUAAAUACUUUGGAGUUACUAAUGAAAAUUUUGACAAAUAUCAUGUCCUGGUAAUGAUUUAAAUAGGAGCGAUAAUCUUAAGCUUUCUUUUUAUUUGGUUUGUGCCAACAAAGAAAGAAAUAUAGAAGGCUCAGGAUGAUCAAUUGAAAGAACAUGAAAAAGAGAUUAAAACAAUAAACUAUAUUUGA
Stylonychia lemnae is the source of this 1539-nucleotide messenger RNA. NCBI's taxonomy places the organism in Eukaryota, Ciliophora, Spirotrichea, Sporadotrichida, Oxytrichidae. The record is from the annotation of a GenBank genome assembly.